This is a messenger RNA of Blepharisma stoltei, 620 nucleotides long. NCBI's taxonomy places the organism in Eukaryota, Ciliophora, Heterotrichea, Heterotrichida, Blepharismidae. The record is from the annotation of a GenBank genome assembly.
AUGUCUUCAGUUGCAGAAGGGUUUUCUAUUAACUGGAUCAAAAUGAAAGACUAUGAGACCGGAACCAUUCUAUGAGAACAUCAGUCUGCCUGGGAUCUCGACUCUCUCAUAGAAGCCCACGUCCCUAAAUCUAUUUUGCAAUGCCGAGCUGUAUCUCGAGAAAUCAACUUUUCCUCAAAGCAAGCUAUUCAGCAGUUUAGGCUCGUCCAAUAUGUAAAGCUCUUAGGACAACUGCUAGAAGAAUGAACCUUUGAAUUUGGCUUUGUCAUUCCUGGAAGCGAAAAUAACUGGGAACAAGUAAUCGAUGCAGCCCCUCCAGAUGAAAUGCUGCCUGCUGAGGUAUUGUCCGGGAAUAUUAUUAUUGAGACUUGCUUUUAUGACGACGAUGAACUGAUACAUAGGGGUGCAGGUCCAAUGACAUUGCCUUUUUGAUAGUGUCUAUUUCACCGAGUUAUUUUUGAUCGAAAAAUUGGUUGAAAUUUGUUGAUAGUGAACAUUUGACCAAAAAACCGUUAAUUUUUCGACUAAUGCAACACUAUUUAAAAAUUUUCGACCAAAUGCAACUGUCAUUUGGCAUGGAGCCGAUACAUAGAUCUUCUGUUAAGGUAUUUUAUGACUAA